AUGUCAGCUGCAUUCGCGAGCAGCACCGAUAGUAAAAUGAAAAGUAAUAAUGAUAAUAUAAGGACAGUUGAUAGUGUUAAAAAGAAAGGUUUGAGUGAUAAAAAUAAAAAAAGGGCAAAUAACGCGAGUGGAAAUAGCACGGUUAUUAAAGUUAAAAGUGUUAUUCCUAGACGAAGACAAGACCUGCUAAAAUGGUACGGCUGGGGCUACAAAGACUCCAUGUUCCAUCUUGAUGGGAUCAACGCAUGCUUUACCGGCAACAGGUACUCUAUUGGCGGGCAGACUCUUCCAUUUCUAGCGCAAUGGGCUAUAGACAAAUUGGGUGUGGAUACUACCCGAGAGCCAAAGAUUCCUAAGAUGCCAACCAAGUUUCCAGACAGCCGGCUACCGAAAAACAUUCAGGCCGAAUUGGAAAAAAUUGCCCUGGUGAGCGUGGACGGCAUGGAUAGACUGAUCAGGUGUCACGGACAAACUUUAAAGGAUAUGUCCCAGUUGCGAAAUAAUAGUUUCCCAAGGAUUCCAGAUGCGGUAAUAUGGCCGGAGAGCCAUAAACAGGUGGAACAAAUUGUGUCUUGCGCAACUCGACACAAGUUCGUGAUCAUUCCAUUCGGCGGUGGUACUUCAGUGUCUGGCUCCGUUACCUGCCCAGCCAAGGAAACCAGACCAAUCCUCGUGUUGGACACCAGCGACAUGAACUCGAUACUGUGGCUGGAUAAGGAGCAACUACUCGCUAGGGUCCAGGCCGGCAUCGUAGGCCAAGACUUAGAGCGAGAGAUGCGAGCCCGUGGAUUCACGGUGGGUCAUGAGCCAGACUCUUAUGAAUUUUCCACACUCGGUGGUUGGGUUGCCACCAGAGCAAGUGGUAUGAAGAAGAACACAUACGGCAAUAUUGAGGACCUCAUUGUCCAAACUAAGGUGGUGACACCUCGCGGAGUGCUAGAGAAGGGUUGUCGCGUACCACGCAUCUCUUGCGGUCCAGAGUGGGAGCAUAUCGUCAUGGGCUCUGAAGGCUGCUUUGGUGUGGUCACUGAGGUUGUAAUAAAAAUUCGUCCACUGCCCCCAGUUGUCUGUUACGGGUCUUUAGUAUUCCCCAACUGGGAGUCAGGCUUCUAUUUCGAGCGGGAAGUAGCCAGGCAACGUCUACAGCCUUCCAGCAUACGGCUCAUGGACAAUGAACAGUUUCGCUUUGGCCAAGCGCUCAAGACAGAAAGCACCUGGGGUGGAGUACUACUAGAUGGAUUGAAACGCCUCUACAUCACCAAGAUCAAGGGAUUCGACCCAACCAAGCUAUGUGUGGUGACUUUACUGAUGGAGGGGACUUCGGAACAGGUCGCCGACAGGGAGAAGAAGCUAAACGCUAUAGCUGCUUGGUAUGGUGGGAUCCCGGCGGGGGCCACUAACGGCGAGAAUGGAUAUACGCUCACUUUUGUAAUCGCUUAUCUUAGGGACGUAGCCAUGGAAUAUGACGUGGUAGCGGAAUCAUUUGAGACCUCCGUACCGUGGGACCGCACUCUGGCACUCUGCGCUAACGUGAAGAAACGGAUAGAGGACGAGUGUCGCAAGAGAGGCAUCGACAAGUUCCUCAUAUCACAUCGACUCACACAGACCUAUGAUGCCGGCUGCUGCAUUUAUUUUUACUUUGGUCACAACACUGCGAAAUGUCCUGAUCCAGUCACAACUUACGAAGAAAUUGAAGAGGCUGCACGAGAUGAGAUUAUUGCCUGCGGUGGUUCAAUUUCACAUCACCACGGUGUCGGCAAACUUCGUAAAAAAUGGUACACAAAUACGGUAAGCGACCUUGGUAGGGAACUUCUUUUUUCUACGAAAAAAACACUGGAUCCAGACAACAUAUUCGCGUUAUCAAACAUGGCGUUUGAAGAACAGACCAACGAAACCAAGACAGUGAUAAGUAAAUUAUAA
Arctia plantaginis is the source of this 1920-nucleotide messenger RNA. The record is from the annotation of a GenBank genome assembly. NCBI's taxonomy places the organism in Eukaryota, Metazoa, Arthropoda, Insecta, Lepidoptera, Erebidae.